CAAACUCAAAAUUCAAUUUAAAAACUCAAAACCGAAAUAAAUAUUCGUUUUCCUCUCUGUUUCAAUUCAUCACCUUCUCGACUUUACAGAGAUGGCGAAAUCCGUGGAGAGAAGCUGGGUCAGAGAGAGAUGCAUCGGGAAAGGGUCGUUUGCGGCGGUGAAUUUGGCUUUUGCGAAGAAAGGCGGCGGCGUUUUCGCUGUGAAGUCGGUCGACGCCGCCUCAAGUUCGCCGUCUCGGAUCGAAUCGCUUGAGAACGAAAUCAGAAUUCUCCGGUCACUCUCGUCGCCGUAUGUCGUGAAGUAUCUCGGCGAUGACGUGACGGCGACGUACAGGAACUUACACGUGGAGUACAUGCCAGGUGGCACCGCCGCUGACCUGGCAAAUCGCGGGGAGGAAAUUGUCCGCAGCUACGCGCGGUGCGUUGUGGAAGCUCUGAUGUAUAUUCACUCAAAGGGCAUUGUGCAUUGUGAUGUCAAAGGGCAGAAUGUGCUGGUGGGCCCCGCCCCUGGGUAUGCCAAGCUGGCAGAUUUCGGAUCGGCGGUGGAGAUUGGGGAUGGACAGAGCGACAGGAUCCUGCCACGUGGGAGUCCUCUGUGGAUGGCGCCGGAGGUCAUCCGCGGCGAGUACCAGGGGCCGGAAUCCGACGUGUGGUCGCUCGGUUGUACGGUGAUCGAGAUGCUCACCGGAAAGUGGCCGUGGGAGGAUCGCGGCGCCGCCGAUACUCUGCUCCGAAUCGGAAACUCCGACGAAUUGCCUCAAUUCCCGGCUCAAUUGUCGGAAUCCGGAUGCGAUUUCCUCGAGAAAUGCUUACAGAGAGAUUUGAAGAAGAGAUGGAGCUGCGAUCAGCUGCUACAACAUCCAUUCCUUUCCGUGCUCCCUCCGCAAGAUUCCUGCACCGCCUAUUCAUCGCCCCGCUGCGUUCUGAACUGGUUCAGCUCGGACAACGACUCGGAUACUGACUCAGUAAGCGGAACUGUUAAUUUCUCGGCGAAGGAACGGAUCGGUAAAUUAGCUUCGGGGACAGGGGCAAAUUGGGAAUCGGAUGGUUGGGUGGUGGUGCGCGAGAGAGGUGUAGAAGAAGGAGGGGCAAUAUCGGGAUAUGAAAGUCUGAUUAGGACAGAGGGGCAAAUCAGUUCGGAAUAUUCUGAUUCCGCGGGAAUUGAAACAAGUACAAGUGCAAGCGAGGAAUGUUUAAGUUCCGAAAUUCACGGAGGCGGCAAUGAUCACGGCGUUGUGGGGCCCAGCUCACCUCAAGUUCCGCCGGUGCUCCGGCCGGUGGCUGGCGGCGGUGAUGACAACCACUACAUUUACUUAUGUUUAAAAUCUAUUUUGUUUUUGUUAAUGAUAGUGUUUGUUAAUGUUUACCGAUGUAAUUGUGUGACUUUUAUGAUGAGAGGUCUCUUUCACAACUACAAAAGGUUAUUACUUCCACCUUUCUUAAUUAAUUGAUUUUCCUACUUGACAAAGUUGACAUUGCAUGGAAUUUACAGAAGUGAGAUUUAUUA
Messenger RNA from Cuscuta epithymum, 1506 nucleotides. Lineage: Eukaryota; Viridiplantae; Streptophyta; Magnoliopsida; Solanales; Convolvulaceae. The record is from the annotation of a GenBank genome assembly.